Cuculus canorus (common cuckoo) is the source of this 19392-nucleotide messenger RNA. It is a transcript of the gene AHNAK, whose product is annotated as AHNAK nucleoprotein. Gene Ontology annotation, cellular component: costamere; cytoplasm; nucleus. Gene Ontology annotation, molecular function: protein binding. The transcript has 4 exons. Lineage: Eukaryota; Metazoa; Chordata; Aves; Cuculiformes; Cuculidae. Gene Ontology annotation, biological process: regulation of RNA splicing. The record is from RefSeq and is a predicted model, not a curated record. Bases 871 to 18486 code for a protein of 5871 amino acids.
CGUGGUUUUGCUCCUGGGAGCUGCUUUGGUAGAGGCUUCAUCAUGGAGAGCCACGGGGCAGGUGUUCAAAGGGUUCAAGGGCAAGGAAAGUCCUGAACUGGCCCAGUAUGAGCUGGGAGCUACUGGGAAGCUGCUCUGGGGAGGGGCUGGGGGUCAUAGGGGGCAUCAAAAUGAAAGUGAGCCAGUGAGGAACAUCAACAGGGCAGAGGAAUCAUCUAGGAGGCAUCUCAAAGGGUUCAAGGGUAAGGAAAGUCCUGCACUGGACCAGUAUGAGCUGGGAGCCACUGGGAGGCUGCUCUGCAGAGGAGUCGGGGGUCCCGGUGGGCAUCAAGAUGAAGGAGAUCCAGUGAGGAACAUCACCUACUUGACUUUGGGGGUGGCAGCCCGAGGUGUGAGGAGACACGGGGGAAGCAAGAGAGUUGAUGUUGCGAAGUGAGGGUGGGUUUUGUGCUUCUCAACCAUCUCACAGUUGAGCUUCCAUUGAAGGGGAGAACUGUCAGCUCUUGAGCAUGAGGGGAGCUUCUCUGAGGACCGCGUGGGUCCGAGGUGGAUCAGUGACAACCUUUGGUUGGGUCAUUGAGACCUGGUGGCAUCUUGCUCUUAGCAGCCUGACUCUCGUCGUCCCAUCAACUGCAAAUGCUCGUGAUAUGACCUCAGGUAGACGAGUUGUAGCGCGGAUGGUUGGGAUGAACUUUGGUUCCUGUCCCAUCUGAGUGUCAGAGGUGGAAGAAGAGGGAGAGUGCGCUUCAUGUGGACCUCUCUGAUGUCUCCACCAGGCUGGGAAGGUGAAACUCAAGCUGCUGUAAGGACUACAAGUGAAGACAGAGGGAUUCCUGUGGCGGAUCCAGCCAGGACCAGCAUCCCAGCAAGAUGGAGAAGGAAGAGGAGACGCGGGAGAUCCUGCUCCCCAACUGGCAAGGGAGCGGCUCCCACGGCAUCACCAUCGACCAGACGGACGAUGGCGUCUUCGUCAAACAAGUGCUGCAAAACUCCCCGGCUGCCAAGAUGGGCGUCGUGAAGGAAGGGGAUCAGAUUGUGGGCGCCACCAUCUAUUUUGACAACCUGCAAUCCGGGGAAGUCACGCAGCUCCUCAACAGCAUGGGCCACCACACGGUGGGCUUGCGCUUGCAACGGAAAGGGGACAGAUCUCCACUGCCGGGACAGUCAUGGUCACAAGACGUGUUUGCGGCCACUCCAGAAGUCGUUCUGAGCGGAGAUGAUGAAGAGUACAGGAGGAUCUACACGACGAAAAUCAAACCCCGGCUGAAGUCGGAGGAGGUGGUGGAAAUGGAGGGUGGUGGAACGCAGAGCAGGACCAUUACGGUCACCAGAAAAGUGACGGCCUACACUGUUGAUGUCACCAGGCACGAUGGAGCCAAAGAUGUUGACGUGGCUGGCCCAGAAUUCCAACUUGGGAUCCCAGGGGCACCCGCUGGAGGACCAAGGGUGGGAGCUUCUGCCCAGAAUUUGGAUGUCCACCUUGGCGAGCCUCAGUUUGGAAAACCUGGGAUAACCAUGUCAGGAACGCAAGUGAUGGGUGUUCACUUGAAGGCCCAGGUGGACCCUCAACUGCCAGAAAACCAAGUUCCUGGUAGAGAAACUGGAAAACCUGUUGCGGUGGAGAUGCCAGGACAGAAUGUUUCUGGCACGGUUCUCCUGGACUCGCCCAGAAUCGAAGCAAAUGGACAGAUGGGAAACCUGGAGGCAAGUUUUCACGUCAAGGGGCCCAGGUUGGAUGGCAAAGGACAGGUUUCUGGCAUGGAUGUCCAAGGAGGGAUGCUGUCACCUUCUGCCCCUUGUCUUCAGGGCGAUAUCAAAGCCCACGGAGUUGAUCUUUCUUUGCCGGCGAUGGAAACUCCAGGUGGAGAUGUGGGAAAAAUCAAGAUUCCUGCUAUGAAAAUGCCCAAAUUUGGGUUCCCAACCCCAGAAUCUGGCCUCGACGCUCAAGCCCCGCAGGUGGGCACCACCGUUCCUGGGCCAACGCCGCAGGCUCCACGCGUAGAUGUUGCCUCCUCACCCCUCCAGGUCACAGGACCUGAAGUUUCAGUUCCUUCAGUUAAAGUCUCAAAGCCACAGGUGGACGUGGGGUUGAAGGGCGCUGGGAAGGUCUCCUCUCCAGAACUGGAGAUCCCCAGCAUGAAAGGACCCAGCGUAGAGCUCCCAACUUCUGCUGUGGAUGUUCCCGGCGUCAAGGGAAAGCUCAAAAUUCCACACAUGACCUUUCCGAAGUUUACCCCCUCGGACUCACAAGGAGAAGGUCCUACCAUGGAAAUGGUGCUUCCAAAGGGGGAAGUGGGACCGGCAGCAUCCAAGGGAGACAUUGUCGUUCCUGACGUGGCCGUCAAAGGAGAAUGGAAAGGCCCCGCGUUCAAGAAGGUUGAAACGCCCCACAUCUCUCUGUCCGAUGUAAACCUCAACCUGAAAGGCCCUCAGGUGAAGGGAGACGUGGGUGUCACCAUCCCCGGAGUGGAAGGGGAUGUCAAAGGACUUGGCUCGAAGGGUCUCAAGAUGGAUGUAAAGGCUCCUCACGUUGAAUUUGAAAGGCCGGGAGGUUCUUUGAAAGGACCCAGUGGAUCCGCACCAGAUGCAGACGUUCAUGUGAAGGGACCCAAGCUUAAGGGAGAUGUUUCCAUCCCAGAGGUGGGUGGCAACUUGAAAGGACCUCAGCUUGAUGUUAAAAGCCCCAAAGUGGGAACAGACCUGCCUUAUGUAGAUGUCAAAGGCCCCAUGGUUAUGAUGCCAGAGGUCCAUGUCAAGACCCCCAAAAUAUCCAUGCCUGACAUCGACUUGAAUCUGAAAGGCCCCAAAGUGAAAGGAGACCUGGAUGUUUCCGCCCCAAAACUGGAAGGGGAGCUGAAAGCACCUGGACUUGACAUCAAAGGCCCCAAAGUUGACAUCGGAGCGCCAGACGUGGACAUCCAUGGUCCAGAGGGCAAACUGAAGAUGCCCAAACUGAAAAUGCCCAAGUUUGGGGUCCCUGGCAUGAAGGGAGAGGGCCCUGACCUUGAUGUGAAGCUUCCAAAGGGCGAGGUGGACAUCUCUGGUCCCAAGGUAGAUAUUGAUGUGCCAAGUGUGGACAUCAAAGGGCCAGAAGGAAAACUGAAGGGCCCUGCGGUGAAGAUGCCGGAGAUGCACAUCACAGCUCCAAAGGUCUCCAUGCCCGAUGUUGAUCUGAACCUGAAAGGCAUCAAUGUCAAGGGGGAUGUGGACGUUUCCAUUCCCACAGUAGAAGCUGAUUUGAAGGGUCCUGAACUGGAGCUCAAAGGCCCCAAAGUUGACAUUGGAGCGCCAGACGUGGACAUCCAUGGUCCGGAGAGCAAACUGAAGAUGCCUAAACUCAAAAUGCCCAAGUUUGGGGUCCCUGGCUUGAAGGGAGAGGGCCCCGACCUUGACGUGAAGCUUCCAAAGGGAGAGGUGGACAUCUCUGGUCCCAAGGUAGAUGUUGAUGUGCCAAGCGUGGACAUCAAAGGGCCAGAAGGAAAACUGAAGGGCCCCGCGGUGAAGAUGCCUGACGUGAGUUUCAAGACCCCCAAAAUAUCCAUGCCUGACAUCGACUUGAAUCUGAAAGGCCCCAAAGUGAAAGGAGACCUGGAUGUUUCCACCCCAAAACUGGAAGGGGAGCUGAAAGCACCUGGACUUGACAUCAAAGGCCCCAAAGUUGACAUCGAAGCACCAGACGUGGACAUCCAUGGUCCAGAGGGCAAACUGAAGAUGCCUAAACUCAAAAUGCCCAAGUUUGGGGUCCCUGGCUUGAAGGGAGAGGGCCCCGACGUUGACGUGAAGCUUCCAAAGGGCGAGGUGGACAUCUCUGGUCCCAAGGUAGAUGUUGAUGUGCCAAGUGUGGACAUCGAAGGGCCAGAAGGAAAAGGUCUUAAAUUCAAAAUGCCCGAACUAAACAUUCAGACCCCAAACGUAUCCGUGCCAGAGACAGAUCUCAGUUUGAAGGGCCCCAAACUGAAAGGAGAUGCAGAUCUUUCUGGUUUGAAAGCCUCUGGAGAUCUAAAAGGCUCCAAAAUAGAUGUGGAAGGUCCUAAAGUGGAGGUUGAUUUGCCUGAGGUUGACUUGGAAUGUCCAGAAGGGAAAAUAAAAGGCCCCAAAUUUAAGAUGCCAAAGCUGAACAUCAAGACACCCAAAAUAUCGAUGCCGGAUGUAGAUUUGAACUUGAAGGGACAUAAAGUGAAAGGAGAGAUGGACGUUUCCCUUCCAAACAUAGAAGGUGACUUGAAAGGACCCGAUGUUCAAAUCAAGGCACCAAAAGUAGAUGUCGAGAUGCCAAAUGUCAACCUGGAGUGUCCAGAAGCCAAACUGAAAAUGCCCAAAAUGAAAUUGCCUCAUUUUAAUCUCUCCGGCCCAAAGGUUGAAGGAGCUGAUGUAGAUGUCAAUCUCCCCAAAGGAAAUGUCGAUAUUUCUGGGCCAGAGGUAGAUGUUGAAGCGCCAGAGUUGGAUGUUGCAGGACCAGAAGGCAAAUGGAAAGGCCCCAAGUUCAAGAUGCCAAAGCUGAAUAUCAAAACCCCCAAAUUAUCCAUGCCAGAUGUCGAUUUGAACCUCAAAGGACCCAAAGCGAAAGCAGAUGUGGAUCUCGUGGCUCCUAAGAUAGAAGGUGACUUGAAAGGACCAGAAAUAGACAUCAAAGGGCCCAACAUAGCCGUUGAGGCACCCAAUAUUGAUUUGGAAUGCCCUGAAGGGAAGUUGAAGGGCCCCAAGUUCAAGAUGCCCGAGAUGCACAUCAAAGCACCCAAGAUCGCCAUGCCUGAUGUGGACAUUAAUCUGAAAGGGCCCAGUGUAAAAGGGGACAUGGAAGUCUCAGCCCCCACGAUAGAGGGUGACCUGAAGGGCCCUGAAGUGGACAUCAAAGGCCCCAAAGUGGACAUUGAGGCACCAGAUGUGGACAUUCACGGCCCAGAAGGAAAGUUCAAGAUGCCCAAGUUCAAAAUGCCCAAGUUUGGGAUGCCCGGGCUGAAGGGUUCAGGGCCAGAAGUUGAUGUGAACCUUCCAAAAGGAGACCUGGAUGUUUCUGGUCCAAAGGUGGACAUUGAAGGUCCAGAGCUGAACAUUGAGGGUCCUGAAGGAAAGGUUAAAGGGCCCAAGUUCAAGAUGCCCGAGAUGCACAUCAAGACACCCAAGAUCUCCAUGCCUGACAUUGACCUGAACCUGAAGGGCCCAAAGAUGAAAGGGGAUGUGGACGUGUCUGUCCCCAAGCUGGAAGGUGACCUGAAGGGUCCAGAUUUGGACAUCAAAGGCCCCAAAGUUGAUGUUGACCUUCCUGACGUUGAGCUGGAAGGUCCUGAGGGGAAACUGAAGGGCCCUAAGUUCAAGAUGCCAGAUUUGAACAUCAAAGCACCCAAGAUCUCCAUGCCAGACGUCGACUUCCAUCUGAAGGGCCCCAAACUGAAAGGAGACGUGGAUGUGUCUGUGCCCACGAUCGAGGGUGACCUGAAGGGCCCUGAGGUGGACAUCAAGGGCCCCAAAGUGGAUAUUGAGGCACCAGACAUGGACAUUCACGGCCCAGAAGGAAAGUUCAAGAUGCCCAAGUUCAAAAUGCCCAAAUUUGGGAUGCCCGGCUUCAAAGCGGAAGGCCCAGAGGUGGACGUCAAUCUGCCAAAGGGAGACCUGGAUGUUUCUGGUCCAAAGGUGGACAUUGAGGGACCUGAGGUGGACAUUGAAGGUCCUGAAGGAAAAAUUAAAGGGCCGAAGUUCAAGAUGCCCGAGAUGCACAUCAAGGCUCCCAAGAUCUCCAUGCCUGACAUUGACCUGAACCUGAAAGGUCCCAAAGUCAAGGGAGACAUGGACGUGUCUGUUCCAAAGAUUGAAGGUGACCUGAAGGGUCCUGAAAUCGACAUCAAAGGUCCCAAAGUCGAUGUUGACCUUCCUGACGUUGAGCUGGAAGGUCCUGAGGGGAAACUGAAGGGCCCCAAGUUCAAGAUGCCAGAUUUGAACAUCAAAGCACCCAAGAUCUCCAUGCCAGACGUCGACUUCCAUCUGAAGGGUCCCAAGCUGAAAGGAGACGUGGAUGUGUCUGUGCCCAAGAUCGAGGGUGACCUGAAGGGCCCUGAGGUGGACAUCAAGGGGCCCAAAGUGGACAUUGAGGCACCAGACGUGGACAUUCACGGCCCAGAAGGGAAGUUCAAGAUGCCCAAGUUCAAAAUGCCCAAGUUUGGGAUGCCCGGCUUCAAAGCGGAAGGCCCAGAGGUGGACGUCAACCUGCCAAAGGGAGACCUGGAUGUUUCUGGUCCAAAAGUGGACAUUGAGGGACCUGAGGUGGACAUUGAAGGUCCUGAGGGAAAGAUUAAAGGGCCAAAGUUCAAGAUGCCCGAGAUGCACAUCAAGACACCAAAGAUCUCCAUGCCUGACAUUGACCUGAACCUCAAGGGCCCCAAGCUGAAGGGAGACAUGGACGUGUCUGUUCCAAAGCUGGAAGGAGACCUGAAGGGCCCUGAGGUGGACAUCAAGGGCCCCAAAGUGGACAUCAAGGGCCCCAAAGUGGACAUUGAGGCACCAGAUGUGGACAUUCACGGCCCAGAAGGAAAGUUCAAGAUGCCCAAGUUCAAAAUGCCCAAAUUUGGGAUGCCCGGGCUGAAGGGUUCAGGCCCAGAAGUUGAUGUGAACCUCCCAAAAGGAGACUUGGAUGUUUCUGGUCCGAAGGUGGAUAUUAAAGGUCCAGAGGUGGACAUUGAGGGUCCUGAUGGAAAAGUUAAAGGUCCCAAGUUCAAGAUGCCCGAGAUGCACAUCAAGACACCCAAGAUCUCCAUGCCUGACAUUGACCUGAACCUGAAAGGUCCCAAAGUGAAGGGAGGAGCUGAUGUUUCCCUUCCAAAAUUAGAAGGUGGCUUGGAAGGUCCUGAUGUGAGUAUUAAAGGUCCAAAGCUGGAUGUUGAUGUUCCCGAUGUUGACAUUGGAGGCCCUGAGGGAAAAUGGAAGGGCCCCAAGUUCAAGAUGCCAGAGAUGCAUAUGAAGGCACCUAAAUUUUCGAUGCCCGAUGUCGAUCUCAACUUGAAAGGUCCCAAAAUGAAGGGAGAAAUGGAUGUUUCUGUACCAAAACUAGAAGGUGAUGUGAAAGUACCAGAUCUGGAGCUAAAAGGGCCCAAAGUGGAUAUUGAGGUGCCAGAUGUUGAUCUGGAAGGUCCAGAAGGAAAGAUAAAGGGUCCGAAGUUCAAGAUGCCUGAGAUGCACUUCAAAGCCCCCAAGAUCUCCAUGCCAGACUUUGACCUGAACCUGAAGGGCCCCAAAGUGAAAGGAGACGUGGACAUUUCUGUUCCAAAAAUUGAGGGAGACUUGAAAGGCCCAGAUGUUGACAUCAAAGGCCCUAAACUGGAUGUUGACCUUCCUGAUGUUGAGCUGGAAGGUCCAGAAGGGAAACUGAAGGGCCCCAAGUUCAAGAUGCCAGAUUUGAACAUCAAAGCACCCAAGAUCUCCAUGCCAGACUUUGACCUGAACCUGAAGGGCCCCAAAGUGAAAGGAGACGUGGAUGUUUCCCUUCCAAAAAUGGAAGGUGAUUUGAAAGGCCCGGAUGUUGACAUCAAAGGCCCUGAACUGGAUGUAGAUCUUCCUGAUGUGGAUCUGGAGUGUCCAGAAGCAAAAAUUAAAGGUCCCAAGUUCAAGAUGCCCGAGAUGCACUUCAAGACACCCAAGAUCUCCAUGCCUGACAUCGAUUUGAACCUGAAGGGCCCAAAGCUGAAGGGAGACGUGGAUGUUUCUGCCCCCAAACUAGAGGGUGAUUUGAAAGGCCCUGAGAUGGACAUCAAAGGUCCAAAACUGGACAUCGAAGCUCCAGAUGUCGAGGUUGAGCUCCCAGAAGGGAAGUUGAAAGGCCCCAAAUUUAAGAUGCCUGAGAUGCAUUUCAGGGCCCCCAAGAUCUCCAUGCCGGACUUUGAUCUGAACCUCAAAAGUCCCAAAGUGAAAGGAGACGUUGCUGUUUCCAUUCCCAAGUUAGAAGGUGACCUAAAAGGGCCAGAGGUUAAAUUAGAAGGUCCGAAAGUGGACAUUGAAGUGCCGGAUGUUGAUCUGGAAGGUCCAGAAGGAAAGAUAAAGGGUCCAAAGUUCAAGAUGCCUGAGAUGCACUUCGAAGCCCCCAAGAUCUCCAUGCCAGACUUUGACCUGAACCUGAAGGGCCCCAAAGUGAAAGGAGACGUGGAUGUCUCUGUUCCAAAAAUCGAGGGAGACUUGAAAGGCCCAGAUGUUGAUAUCAAAGGCCCUAAACUGGAUGUUGACCUUCCUGAUGUUGAGCUGGAAGGUCCAGAAGGAAAGGUUAAAGGUCCCAAGUUCAAAAUGCCUGAGAUGCACAUCAAGACACCCAAGAUCUCCAUGCCUGACAUUGACCUGAACCUGAAAGGCCCAAAGAUGAAGGGGGACGUGGACGUGUCUGUCCCCAAGCUGGAAGGUGACCUGAAGGGUCCAGAUUUGGACAUCAAAGGCCCCAAAGUCAAUGUUGACCUUCCCGACGUUGAGCUGGAAGGUCCUGAGGGGAAACUGAAGGGCCCCAAGUUCAAGAUGCCAGAUUUGAACAUCAAAGCACCCAAGAUCCCCAUGCCAGACGUCGACUUCCAUCUGAAGGGCCCCAAACUGAAAGGAGACGUGGAUGUGUCUGUGCCCAAGAUUGAGGGUGACCUGAAGGGCCCUGAGGUGGACAUCAAGGGCCCCAAAGUGGAUAUUGAGGCACCAGACGUGGACAUUCACGGCCCAGAAGGAAAGUUCAAGAUGCCCAAGUUCAAAAUGCCCAAGUUUGGGAUGCCCGGCUUCAAAGCAGAAGGCCCAGAGGUGGACGUCAACCUGCCAAAGGGAGACCUGGAUGUUUCUGGUCCAAAGGUGGACAUUGAAGGUCCAGAGCUGGACAUUGAGGGUCCUGAGGGAAAAAUUAAAGGGCCGAAGUUCAAGAUGCCCGAGAUGCACAUCAAGGCUCCCAAGAUCUCCAUGCCUGACAUUGACCUGAACCUAAAAGGUCCCAAAGUCAAGGGUGGUGUGGAUGUGUCUGUCCCUAAGCUAGAAGGUGACCUGAAGGGUCCAGAUUUGGACAUCAAAGGCCCCAAAGUUGAUGUUGACCUUCCUGACGUUGAGCUGGAAGGUCCUGAGGGGAAACUGAAGGGCCCUAAGUUCAAGAUGCCAGAUUUGAACAUCAAAGCACCCAAGAUCUCCAUGCCAGACGUCGACUUCCAUCUGAAGGGCCCCAAACUGAAAGGAGACGUGGAUGUGUCUGUGCCCAAGAUCGAGGGUGACCUGAAGGGCCCUGAGGUGAACAUCAAGGGCCCCAAAGUGGACAUUGAGGCACCAGACGUGGACAUUCACGGCCCAGAAGGAAAGUUCAAGAUGCCCAAGUUCAAAAUGCCCAAGUUUGGGAUGCCCGGCUUCAAAGCGGAAGGCCCAGAGGUGGACGUCAACCUGCCAAAGGGAGACCUGGAUGUUUGUGGUCCAAAAGUGGACAUUGAGGGACCUGAGGUGGAUACUGAAGGUCCUGAAGGAAAAAUUAAAGGGCCGAAGUUCAAGAUGCCCGAGAUGCACAUCAAGGCUCCCAAGAUCUCCAUGCCUGACAUUGACCUGAACCUGAAAGGUCCCAAAGUCAAGGGAGACAUGGACAUAUCUGUUCCAAAGAUUGAAGGUGACCUGAAGGGUCCUGAAAUCGACAUCAAAGGUCCCAAAGUCGAUGUUGACCUUCCUGACGUUGAGCUGGAAGGUCCUGAGGGGAAACUGAAGGGCCCCAAGUUCAAGAUGCCAGAUUUGAACAUCAAAGCACCCAAGAUCUCCAUGCCAGACGUCGACUUCCAUCUGAAGGGUCCCAAGCUGAAAGGAGACGUGGAUGUGUCUGUGCCCAAGAUUGAGGGUGACCUGAAGGGCCCUGAGUUGGACAUCAAAGGCCCCAAAGUGGACAUUGAGGCACCAGACGUGGACAUUCACGGCCCAGAAGGGAAGUUCAAGAUGCCCAAGUUCAAAAUGCCCAAGUUUGGGAUGCCCGGCUUCAAAGCAGAAGGCCCAGAGGUGGACGUCAACCUGCCAAAGGGAGACCUGGAUGUUUCUGGUCCAAAAGUGGACAUUGAAGGUCCAGAGCUGGACAUUGAGGGUCCUGAAGGAAAAAUUAAAGGGCCGAAGUUUAAGAUGCCCGAGAUGCACAUCAAGGCUCCCAAGAUCUCCAUGCCUGACAUUGACCUGAACCUGAAAGGUCCCAAAGUCAAGGGAGACAUGGACGUGUCUGUUCCAAAGAUUGAAGGUGACCUGAAGGGUCCCGAAAUUGACAUCAAAGGUCCCAAAGUCGAUGUUGACCUUCCCGACGUUGAGCUGGAAGGUCCUGAGGGGAAACUGAAGGGCCCUAAGUUCAAGAUGCCAGAUUUGAACAUCAAAGCACCCAAGAUCUCCAUGCCAGACGUCGACUUCCAUCUGAAGGGCCCCAAGCUGAAAGGAGACGUGGAUGUGUCUGUGCCCAAGAUUGAGGGUGACCUGAAGGGCCCUGAGUUGGACAUCAAAGGCCCCAAAGUGGACAUUGAGGCACCAGACGUGGACAUUCACGGCCCAGAAGGGAAGUUCAAGAUGCCCAAGUUCAAAAUGCCCAAGUUUGGGAUGCCCGGCUUCAAAGCGGAAGGCCCAGAGGUGGACGUCAACCUGCCAAAGGGAGACCUGGAUGUUUCUGGUCCAAAGGUGGACAUUGAAGGUCCAGAGGUGGACAUUGAGGGUCCUGAAGGAAAAAUUAAAGGGCCCAAGUUCAAGAUGCCUGAGAUGCACAUCAAGGCACCCAAGAUCUCCAUGCCUGAUGUUGACUUUAAUCUGAAGGGCCCAAAGCUGAAGGGUGGUGUGGAUGUGUCUGUUCCGAAGCUUGAAGGUGAUUUGAAAGGUCCUGAGGUGGACAUCAAAGGCCCCAAAGUUGACAUUGAGGCACCAGAUGUGGACAUUCAUGGCCCAGAAGGUAAAAUAAAAAUGCCAAAAUUCAAAAUGCCCAAAUUUGGGCUGUCUGGGUUGAAAGGAGAAGGUCCAGAAGUUGAUGUAAAUCUUCCUGAUGCCAAUGUUGGUAUUUCAGGUCCAAAGGUUGAUGUUAGUGUUCCUGACCUGGACCUUGAAGGUCCAGAAGGAAAACUUAAAGGCCCCAAAUUCAAGAAGCCCGACGUCCAAUUCAAUGUUCCUAAAAUCUCGAUGCCUGAGAUUGACUUAAACUUGAAAAGCCCCAAAGUAAAAGCUGACAUUGAUCCUUCUCUUCCCAAAAUUGAGGGUGAGCUGAAAGGUCCUAAGGUGGACAUCAAAGGGCCAGAACUUGAGAUUGAGGGACCAAAGCUUGAUUUAGAUGGAAAGGCUAAAAAAUCAAGGUUUAAACUCCCCAAAUUUGGCUUUUCGGGUCCUAAAGUGCAAAGCCCUGAGGUGGAUGUGAAAGUGAAAAAACCUGACGUUGAGAUAUCUGGUCCGAAAGUUGAUGUUCAUGGUCCAGAUGUGGAUGUCCAGGCGAAAACCAAAGGGUCAAAGUUCAAAAUGCCUUUCUUGAGUAUUUCAACCCCAAAAGUUUCGAUGCCGGAUGUGGAGCUCAACCUAAAAGGGCAUAAAUUAAAAGGAGAGUUAGAUGUUUCCAGCCCUAAGUUGGAAGGGGAGCUGAAAGGUCCUGAGGUGGACAUCAAAGGCCCCAAAGUGGACAUUGAGGCACCUGAUGUGGACGUUCACGGCCCAGAAGGUAAACUCAAGAUGCCCAAGUUCAAAAUGCCCAAGUUUGGGAUGCCUGGUGUCAAAGCAGAAGGCCCAGAGGUGAACAUCAACCUGCCAAAGGGAGACCUGGAUGUUUCUGGUCCAAAGGUGGAGAUUGAAGGUCCAGAGGUGGAUAUUGAGGGUCCAGAGGGGAAGCUGAAGGGUCCAAAGUUCAAGAUGCCCGAGAUGAACAUCAAGGCGCCCAAGAUCUCCAUGCCUGACAUCGACCUGAAUCUGAAAGGCCCCAAAGUGAAGGGGGAUGUGGACGUUUCUCUUCCCCAGGUGGACCUCAACGGCGCAGAUCUGCAUGUGAAAGGACCAAAAGUGGAUGUAGAAGUUCCUGACCUUGAGAUUGAAGGUCCCAAAGGAAAACUGAAAGGCCUUAAGUUUAAGAUGCCUGAAAUGAACAUCAAAGCUCCCAAUAUCUCCAUGCCAGAUUUUGACUUGAACUUGAAAGGUCCCAAGAUAAAAGGAGAUGUGGAUGUUGACCUUUCAGUGCCCAAACUGGAAGGGGACUUGAGCGUGCCAGAUUUCAACAUCAAAGGACCAAAGGUUGACAUUGAUGCACCAGAGGUAGACAUUGAAGGGCCAGAAGGAAAACUGAAAGGUCCCAAGUUCAAGAUGCCCGACUUGAACAUAAAAGCACCCAAGAUCUCCAUGCCUGACGCCAGCUUAAACCUCAAAGGUCCCAAACUGAAAGGUGAUAUUGAUGUUUCUGCUCCAAAGCUGGAAGGGGACAUUAAAGCUCCUGACAUCAAUACUGAGGGCCCCAAAGUUGACAUUGAGGCACCAGAUGUGGAUAUUCACGGCCCAGAAGGAAAAUUCAAGAUGCCCAAGUUCAAAAUGCCCAAGUUUGGGAUGCCCGGCUUCAAAGCGGAAGGCCCAGAGGUGGAUGUCAACCUGCCAAAGGGAGACCUGGAUGUUUCUGGUCCAAAAGUGGACAUUGAGGGACCUGAGGUGGACAUUGAAGGUCCUGAGGGAAAAAUUAAAGGGCCGAAGUUCAAGAUGCCUGAGAUGCACAUCAAGACACCAAAGAUCUCCAUGCCUGACAUUGACCUGAACCUCAAGGGCCCCAAGCUGAAGGGAGACAUGGACGUGUCUGUUCCCAAGCUGGAAGGUGACUUGAAAGGUCCUGAUUUGAACAUCAAAGGCCCCAAAGUCGACAUAGAUGUUCCGGAUGUAGAGAUUGAUGGACCAGAUGGAAAACUGAAAGGCCCCAAGUUCAAGAUGCCCGAGAUGCAUUUCAAGGCCCCCAAAAUGUCCAGGCCAGACUUUGAUCUGAAUCUGAAAGGCCCGAAAGUGAAGGGGGAUGUGGACGUGUCUUUGCCGUGUGUGGAAGGUGACCUGAAAGGGCCAAAAGUUGAUAUUAAAGGUCCUGAGAUGGAUGUAGGAGCCCCAGAUGUUCAAAUCGAAGGCCCAGAAGGAAACUUAAAGGGUCCGAAGUUCAAGAUGCCUGAGAUGCACUUCAAAGCCCCCAAGAUCUCCAUGCCAGACUUUGACCUGAACCUGAAGGGCCCCAAAGUGAAAGGAGAUGUGGAUGUCUCUCUUCCAAAAAUCGAGGGAGACUUGAAAGGCCCAGAUGUUGACAUCAAAGGCCCUAAACUGGACGUAGACCUUCCUGAUGUUGAGCUGGAAGGUCCAGAAGGAAAGGUUAAAGGUCCCAAGUUCAAGAUGCCUGAGAUGCACAUCAAGACACCCAAGAUCUCCAUGCCUGACAUUGACCUGAACCUGAAGGGCCCAAAGAUGAAAGGGGAUGUGGACGUGUCUGUCCCCAAGCUGGAAGGUGACCUGAAGGGUCCAGAUUUGGACAUCAAAGGCCCCAAAGUUGAUGUUGACCUUCCUGACGUUGAGCUGGAAGGUCCUGAGGGAAAGUUGAAGGGCCCCAAGUUCAAGAUGCCAGAUUUGAACAUCAAAGCACCCAAGAUCUCCAUGCCAGACGUCGACUUCCAUCUGAAGGGUCCCAAACUGAAAGGAGACGUGGAUGUGUCUGUGCCCAAGAUUGAGGGUGACCUGAAGGGCCCUGAGGUGGACAUCAAGGGCCCCAAAGUGGAUAUUGAGGCACCAGAUGUGGACAUUCACGGCCCAGAAGGGAAGUUCAAGAUGCCCAAGUUCAAAAUGCCCAAGUUUGGGAUGCCCGGCUUCAAAGCGGAAGGCCCAGAGGUGGACGUCAACCUGCCAAAGGGAGACCUGGAUGUUUCUGGUCCAAAGGUGGACAUUGAAGGUCCAGAGGUGGACAUUGAGGGUCCUGAAGGAAAAAUUAAAGGGCCGAAGUUCAAGAUGCCCGAGAUGCACAUCAAGACACCCAAGAUCUCCAUGCCUGACAUUGACCUGAACCUGAAAGGUCCCAAAGUCAAGGGAGACAUGGACGUGUCUGUUCCAAAGAUUGAAGGUGACCUGAAGGGUCCUGAAAUCGACAUCAAAGGUCCCAAAGUCGAUGUUGACCUUCCUGACGUUGAGCUGGAAGGUCCUGAGGGGAAACUGAAGGGCCCCAAGUUCAAGAUGCCAGAUUUGAACAUCAAAGCACCCAAGAUCUCCAUGCCAGACGUCGACUUCCAUCUGAAGGGCCCCAAGCUGAAAGGAGACGUGGAUGUGUCUGUGCCCAAGAUCGAGGGUGACCUGAAGGGCCCUGAGGUGAACAUCAAGGGCCCCAAAGUGGACAUUGAGGCACCAGACGUGGACAUUCACGGCCCAGAAGGAAAGUUCAAGAUGCCCAAGUUCAAAAUGCCCAAGUUUGGGAUGCCCGGCUUCAAAGCGGAAGGCCCAGAGGUGGACGUCAACCUGCCAAAGGGAGACCUGGAUGUUUCUGGUCCAAAGGUGGACAUUGAAGGUCCAGAGGUGGAGAUUGAAGGUCCAGAAGGGAAGCUGAAGGGCUCCAAGUUCAAGAUGCCAGAUUUGAACAUCAAGACGCCCAAGAUCUCCAUGCCAGACUUGGAUCUGAACCUGAAAGGCCCCAAAGUGAAGGGAGAUGUAGAUGUUUCCAUGCCAGGAGUUGAAUGUGACUUGAAAGGUCCUGAGGUUGAUCUCAGUGCUCCUAAAUUAGACAUUGGUGCCCCUGAUGUUGACAUUGAAGGCCCUGAGGGUAAAUUCAAGCUCCCUAAAUUCAAAAUGCCCAAGUUUUCCAUGCCUGGUUUGAAAGGGGAGGGAGUGGAUGUGAAUCUUCCAAAGGGAGACGUGGACAUUUUGGGCCCCCGCAUAGAGGUAGAAGCUCCUGAUCUGCAUGUGGAUGGCAAAGUCAAAGGUCCCAAAUUCACCAUGCCUGAAAUGCACAUCAAGACUCCCAAGGUCUCCAUCCCUGAUGUCGACUUUAACAUCAAGGGGCCUCAACUGAAAGGAGACAUAGAUGUUUCUGGACCCAGGCUUGAAGGUGACUUGAAAGCACCUCAACUUGAUGUGAAAGCCCCCAAAAUUGCUGUUGAGGUUCCUGAGGUGACCAUUGAAGGACCAGAAGGGAAACUCAAAGGUCCAAAAUUCAAGAUGCCAGAAAUGCACAUCAAGGCGCCCAAGUUCUCCAUGCCUGAUGUUGACUUUAACCUAAAAGGCCCCAAGCUGAAGGGAGACGUGGAUGUCUCGGCACCGAAGUUGGAAGGGGAUUUGCAGUGUCCAGAUGUUGAUAUCAAAGGCCCCAAGUUGGACAUUGAGGGACCAGAUGUGAACAUCGAAGGGCCUGAUGGAAAAUUGAAAGGCCCCAGGAUCAAAAUGCCAGACAUGCACAUCAAGACCCCCCAGAUCUCCAUGCCGGACAUAGACCUGAACCUGAAGGGACUGAGGGUGAAAGGCGACGCUGACCUUCAGGGCCCAAAGCUUGAAGGGGGUCUGAAGGGUCCUGAAGUUGACAUUAAAGGUCCCAAAGUAGAGAUUGAAGGCCCAGAGGUUGAUGUUGAUGGUCUGGAGGGCAAAGUGAAGAUGCCUAAAAUGAAGCUGCCCAAGUUUGGCUUUAAAGGAGAAGGUCCUGAUGUGGACGUGAACCUGCCAAAGGCAGAAGUGGAUCUUUCAGGUCCCAAGGUUGAUAUCAAUGUCCCAGAUGUGAGCAUCGAAGGUCCAGAGGGAAAAGUGAAAGGUCCUAAACUGAAGAUGCCAGAAAUGCAUGUACCUAAAAUCUCGAUGCCUGAGAUAGACUUGAGUUUGAAAGGGCACAAAACGAAGGGAGGGUUUGAUGUGUCAACCCCAAAGAUAGAAGGCAGCCUGAAAGGUCCUGAAGUUGAUAUCAAAGGCCCAGAACUUGGAGUCAAAGGCCCUGAAGCUGACAUUGAAUGUCCUGACCUGAACAUUGAAAGCCCGGAGGCAAACGUCAAACUUCCCAAGUUUAAGAAGUCAAAGUUUGGAUUUGGGAUGAAAAGCCCGAAGGCAGAGGUGAAAGUCUCAGGGGCAGAAGUGGAUCUACCUGAGGUGGAGAUGAAUGUGGAGGCUCCUGAUGUCAACAUUGCUGGAAAGGGAAAGAAGAGCAAGUUCAAGAUGCCAAAGCUUCACGUCAGUGGCCCAAAAGUGAAAGGAAAGAAAGGUGGGUUUGAUGUGAAUGUGGCUGGUGGGGAGCUUGAUGCCAAUUUGAAAUCUCCUGACCUGGAGAUGAAUGUGGCUGGUCCGGAUGUGACAAUAAAAGGUGAAGCUGCAGUGAAGUCCCCCAAAGGGAAGAAACCCAUGUUUGGGAAAAUCUCCUUCCCAGACGUUGAAUUUGAUCUUAAAUCACACAGAUUCAAAGGAGAUGCCCCCAAAAUAGAGGGGGAACUCAAAGCACCUGAUCUAGAAGUCUCUGUGCCAACGGUCAAAGGCGAUGUGAAAGGCCCAAGUCUCAAUGUGGAUGUUGAAUCUUCUGAUCUGAGCCUGAAGAAACCAAAGAUCAAACUUCCCAGUGGGCAAGUGGGCAUAGGUGACUUGAAAAUUGAGGGGGACCUGAAAGGACCCACUGUUGACACUGCCGUCCCCUCCAUCCCAGUGCCAGAUGUUGACUUAAAUGUGAAAGGACCAAAAGUAAGAGGUGAAGUCAGUGUUCCUGGAGUAGAACUGGAAGGUCCUGAAGGAAAGCUGAAGUUGCCCAAAGUGGGGAAAAUGGGUCUCGGUCUGGAAAUGCCAGAUGCAAGCUUGGACAUCUCGGCCCCGGCUGUGGAAGGAAGUGGGAGCCUCCCUUCAGCUGAUGUGAACCUUGGAGGUGUUGAUGUAAAGCUCAAAGGGCCCCAAAUCUCUGGACCCGAUUUUGAUGGAAACCUGAAAGGACCAAAAAUCAAGGGAGAUCUGGAUGUUUCGAGUUCUAUUGAAGGGCCAAACAUCAACCUGGACACAUCAGGCAUCGACAUCGGAGGCUUGGGAGGAAAGCUGAAGCUGCCAAAGAUUAAAUCCCCCACUGUGGAGGGACCUGAUCUGAGCGUGAAAGGAGGUAUCGACUGCUCCAUCCCACAAGCGGAGGUGGAUGCGAAAGCCCCGGGUGCAAAGCUCAAUCUCGGCAUCCCGAGUGUUGAUAUCAAAGGGCCCUCAGUGGAUGUUUCUGCCCCAGAUUUGGAUGUCAACCUGAAAGGACCAAAGUUGAAAGGAGAUCUCGAUGUUUCUGCUGGUGUUAAAUCCCCUAAAAUAUCAGUAGACGCUCCCGGUGCUGGCUUUGAAAUUCUGGGUGGCACCAUCAAGCUCCCGUCCCUCAAGCUCCCUCAGUUUGGUAUUUCCAGUCCUGGUGUGGAUGGAGCUGAUGGGAGUGUCAGUCUUGAAGGCCCUCAGGUGAAAGGAGGCCCCAAGAGCUCAGGGGUUGGUGUUGGAUUGGAAGGACCUGAUGUAGAAUUGAAAGGGCCUAAAUUUCAAAUGCAGUCACCGGGCGUUUCCUUGCCGGACGUCGACCUGAAGCUGAAAGGACCAAACCUACAGGGUGAUGUAAAUGUUGCUGGUGAAAUCAAAGGCCCCAAAGUCAACGUGGAAGCACCUCAUGUUGACCUUAAGGAGCCUGGAGCGGGCAUCCACCUUGAUUCUCCUGCCUUGGAAGCGUCUGCGCUGAAAGUCUCUGGGUCAGGUUUUAACGUCAAUGUGAAAGGGCCGAAGAUCAAAGGUGGUGCCACCAUCUCUGGGGAGGCGACAGCUCCAGCUGUGAGUGUUGGUGGGGGAGGUCUUCACGUUACCAGCCCAAAGGGUGGAAGCGGAGGUACCACAGAAUGUAGCCUAGGAAAGGUAUCGUUCCCUAAGCUGCGAAUGCCUAAAUUUGUGUUUUCCGAACCUGAGGUGAAGGGCAGGGAGAUGGGAGUUGAUGUGGAGUUCCCUGGGGCAGAUGUCAAUCUCCAAGCUGGCGCCGCAGAGCUGGAGUCGGAGGACGUGGAGGUCAGACUCAAGAAAUCCAAAAUCAAAAUGCCCAAGUUCAAUUUUUCCAAGCAGAAGGGGAAGAGCAGCAGUGGCCUGGGCUCCCCAGAGGUUUCAGGGUCUGUUUCAGGAUCUAAAGGUGAUCUGAAGAGCUCCAAGGUCAGUUUGGGUUCAGCAGAAGGCGAGCUGGAUGGGGCAGAGGGUCCACCAGCCAAAGGGAAGUUCUCCCUCUUCAAGAGCAAGAAGACGCGCCACCGGUCGUCGUCCUUCAGUGAUGAGCGCUCCUCCCACUCAACUCCCACGGGAACCCUGGAGCUGGACAUCUCAUCGGGCACCGAGAAGGGAAAACAUGGCAAAAUGAAAUUCGGGACGUUUGGGGGAAUCGGCUCCAAAACUAAAGGUUGUUACGAGGUGACGGGAAGUGACGAAGAGAUGGGGAAGGUGCAAGGCAGCGGCGUCUCCUUGGCAUCCAAAAAAUCCCGCUUGUCCUCCUCUUCCAGCAACGACAGCGGGACGAAAAGUGGGUUCCGUUUGCCCGGAGUGGAGUUGACGGUGGCCAAGAAGAAGGAGUAAUGGGGCUGUACAUAAGUGCCUGUGUAUAUAAGGAGCCCGUCCCGCCUUUGUACAUAUAUUUUGUAGCUUGGGCUACUUCCAACCUCAACAAGGGCGUCAGCAGGGUCCGGUGGGAAGCACCUGGAGCUCCAUGGUCGCCUCCAGCUUCUCCGCGCUCAAGACUUCAGCUUCUGCAUGAAAACGCCGAGAGCUUCAGUUUACUUUAGCGAGCUAUUUUUGAUAUUUUUUUUCCUUCCCCAUUUUACUGAUUUUUUUUCAGUGUUUUGGUUCAUGGAAACGAGGGUUUUUGUUGUUGUUGUUGUUGUUGUUUUCUCCGUCUUAACGAUCUUUUUUUCUUGGCUUUGAUUCAUGGGGUUGAAACUUCUCACAGCCCAACAGAGCUGUUAAAACCCACCCUGUAACCGAGACGCGGGCAUGGAAUUCCUGCACCAGGGUUGGGACAAACAAGCCGAGUGCUUCCCGGGGCUUGGUUGCGUAAGAAGAUGAUAUCAAAUAACCUCCAGGAGGGAGAGGACGGUCAACAGGCACAGAGCUGUGCAGGAAAUAUCUUGGAAUUUUUGCAUCUUGCCACUAAAAAACCCAGUUUUGUUAUUUUUUUUUUUUUUUUUAAAUUUUUAAUGAUGUUUUCUCUGUCAGCUCUGCACAUUUGUUCCAUUAUUUGUAUUAUAAGAGGGAAAAAAAAUGUGUCUUGGUUACGGUGCGAAAACGUGCAAUGGCUGCUUUUCUGGCAUUUGGUAUUGUUUUUUGUUAACAAGUAUUAUCCGGAGUUUAAAAAAAAAACCAAAGGAACCCCCCCCCCAAAAAAAAUAAAAGCAACCCCUCUUUCAGCACUUUAAUGGCAAAUUAAUUGAGAAUGUAAGAAGAAAUGAUUGUGUAAAAGGCAAAUAAAAAGUUUAUUAACCAUGA